This is a messenger RNA of Pristis pectinata (smalltooth sawfish), 787 nucleotides long. It is a transcript of the gene calca, whose product is annotated as calcitonin/calcitonin-related polypeptide, alpha. The coding region runs from base 81 to 500 and encodes 139 amino acids. Gene Ontology annotation, cellular component: extracellular region. The record is from RefSeq and is a predicted model, not a curated record. Gene Ontology annotation, molecular function: calcitonin receptor binding; hormone activity. The transcript is spliced from 4 exons. Lineage: Eukaryota; Metazoa; Chordata; Chondrichthyes; Rhinopristiformes; Pristidae.
GCAUCCAACAGCCAAGCUAAAGCCAAGUUCAAGAAGAAACUUGCUUUCUUAUUUCUUCUCAAAAACGAGUCUCAAGAAGCAUGGUUCUCCUCAGGAUCUCCGCUUUCCUUGUGGUUUACGCUGUUUUCACAUGUCAGAUAAGCGGCUCCAAUGCAGUCCCUGUCAGAGCUAUGCUGGAGUCAUCGACAGACAGGGUGGCGCUCAAUGACUACGAGGUCCGACGACUACUGAAUGCGCUGGUAAAGGAAUUCAUGCAGAUGAUGGCAGAGGAACUGGACCAACAAGUGCCUGAUGCCAACAGCUUGGAUAGACCUAUUGUCAAACGAUGCACAAGUUUGAGCACUUGUGUGGUGGGAAAGUUGUCCCAGGAAUUGCACAAAUUACAAACCGUCCAGCGCACUGACGUAGGAGCGGCAACUCCUGGCAAGAAAAGGAACAUUCUCACUGGGCUGGAAAACGAACGCUAUGCAACCCACGGAGAGCCAUUUGAAAGCGCCUAAUCGUUUGUUUUGCUGCAUGGAUCUCAAAUGCUUGAGCGAUAAAGAGCCCGAUAAAAUGCUAUGCUUCUUUUCGCCUCAAUUUAUGACACAGAAUACUAGGCAUGGACAUAAAUUAGAAUAGUACCCUAAUAAACAAUUACUUUAGCUUCAAAGUUGAUUUUCUCAUUAUAUAGUUUGAUCAUCCUUUGUGGCUAUGCAGUGUGCCAUUAAAUUGAAUGCUUCUUUGUGCAUGAAAUGGUUAUUUGUUCAAUAAACUUAUUUUUCUACCAGGAAUUAUGUUCUAUGAG